CUACUAUUUCUGGUUCUUACUUGCUUCCCUGUCGCAAUACAAAAACUUGACACACUAGCUCAGACUUGGAACCUCAUUAAACCAAGUAUGAAUUUGUAAAAUGUACCCUCUCUUCAUAUAAUCUUCAUCCCAAUUCAGGUUGUGUGGUUUGAGGAGCAGAAAUGGACUCAUCAAGUUCUGGUUAUAACCAAAGGAGAUCACUUGAUGUCUUUGACCCGAUAUUGACUCGUGAAGGUGGAAAGUCGGCUAGUAGUAGAAAUGAGGGUAUUGAUGUGCAAGAAAUUUCAGUGAAAGGGGUGGAAUCUGGGAAUAUGCCAGGAACAAAUAAGCCAAUGAACAAGUGGAUGGCCUUUGACCCUAAUGGAAAGAAAGGAGAAAAUAAUGGCGAUGCAAAUAGUCAGAUCCCUAGUGAAACUAGCAUAGUAGCAAGGGCUGCAGAGUGGGGAUUGACAGUGAGGACGGAUGUUGGAGACGGUAGCUUUCACGCAAUUAGCAGAAGCGGAGAGAAUUCAUUUGCAGAUGGGGAAAGAGGCAAGAAUUCAUUGGAGAAGUAUUCAGUCGGAUCAACAAGGACAUCCGAGGAGUCAUGUGAAGACACUAAACUUCCUAGAGUUUCUCAGGAGCUGAAGGAUGCAUUAGCAACACUUCAACAGACAUUUGUCGUAUCUGAUGCCACAAAACCAGACUGCCCUAUUGUUUAUGCAAGCAGUGGCUUCUUUACUAUGACUGGUUAUUCUUCGAAGGAGAUUAUUGGAAGGAAUUGUCGGUUCCUACAGGGGAAAGAUACAGACCAGAAAGAAGUAGAUAAAAUCCGAGAAGCUGUGAAAACAGGGAAAAGCUACUGCGGAAGGCUCUUGAGGCUCUUGAACUACAAGAAAAAUGGCACUCCUUUUUGGAACCUGCUAACCGUCACCCCCAUAAAAGAUGACACCGGAAAGACAAUCAAGUUUAUAGGAAUGCAGGUGGAAGUGAGCAAAUACACUGAAGGGAUCAAUGAGAAAGCAUUACGACCAAAUGGAUUGCCCAAGUCUUUAAUCAGAUAUGAUGCUCGUCAGAAGGAAGAGGCUUUAGGUUCCAUUACAGAAGUGGUGCAAACCGUGAAAAAUCCACGCUCUCAUAUGAAGUCCACGAGUCAGGAUGCUAGUUCCAGAACUGAUAAAGAGAAGCUACAAUUAGAUUUUAUGCUUCCUAAGUCUGCUGAAACUGAAAGCAUGAAAACACCUGGCCAAUAUACACCUCAGUGGGAAACGACGAGUGAUAUGUCUGUUCAGGACUCAGAUAAAAAGUCUAGAAAAUCUGCACGUGUUUCCUUAAAGGGGUUUAAAGGAAGGUCCUCUAGCAUCUCUGCGCCGCUAGAAAAUGAACAGGAUAUUGGACCUGAAAUACUAAUGACGAAAGACGUUGCACGUACUGACAGUUGGGAGCGUGCUGAAAGAGAAAGGGACAUACGUCAAGGAAUCGACCUUGCGACAACUUUGGAGAGGAUUGAAAAGAAUUUCGUGAUUUCAGAUCCCAGACUUCCUGAUUGUCCAAUUAUAUUUGCUUCAGAUAGUUUUCUUGAACUGACGGAAUACACACGUGAAGAGAUCUUAGGAAGAAACUGCCGAUUUCUUCAGGGACCUGAAACAGAUCAAGCAACAGUUCAAAAGAUACGAGAUGCCAUAAGAGAACAAAGAGAAAUUACUGUGCAAUUAAUUAAUUAUACAAAGAGCGGGAAGAAGUUCUGGAAUUUAUUUCACUUGCAACCUAUGCGUGAUCAGAAGGGAGAACUACAAUAUUUCAUCGGUGUUCAGUUAGAUGGAAGUGAUCAUCUGGAACCACUAAGAAACCGCCUCUCAGAACAAACUGAACAAAGCAGUGCUAAGUUGGUCAAAGCUACUGCAGAAAAUGUAGAUGAAGCAGUUCGAGAACUUCCUGAUGCCAACUCGAAACCUGAAGACUUGUGGGCUUUGCAUUCUAAACCUGUCUAUCCACGGCCUCAUAGAAGGGAUAGUGCUUUAUGGACCGCUAUACAGAAGAUCACUGCAAAUGGCGAAAGAAUAGGGCUCAAUAACUUUAAGCCCGUCCGACCUUUGGGUUGUGGAGAUACUGGGAGUGUCCAUUUGGUGGAACUGAAAGGUACAGGAGAACUUUUUGCUAUGAAGGCAAUGGAUAAAUCCAUUAUGCUCAACCGUAAUAAGGUACAUCGAGCAUGUGUUGAAAGAGAAAUCAUAGCUCUCCUUGAUCAUCCUUUCCUUCCAGCACUAUAUUCAUCAUUCCAGACAGAAACACAUGUUUGCCUAAUAACAGACUUCUGUCCUGGAGGAGAGUUGUUUGCUUUGCUUGACAGACAGCCUAUGAAAAUAUUUAAAGAGGAAUCAGCAAGGUUUUAUGCAGCAGAGGUCCUAAUUGGCUUGGAGUAUCUCCAUUGUUUGGGAAUAAUAUACCGGGACCUGAAACCAGAAAAUAUCCUACUUCAGGCAGAUGGGCAUCUCGUAUUAACUGACUUUGAUCUUUCUUUCAAGACAUCCUGUAAACCUCAAGUUAUAAAGCAUCCUCCCUCAAGGAGAAGGUCUAGGAGUACUCCACCACCAACAUUUGUCGCAGAACCAAUUUCGCAGUCAAAUUCAUUCGUUGGUACUGAAGAAUACAUAGCACCGGAAAUCAUCACAGGAGCUGGUCACAGUAGUGCAAUUGAUUGGUGGGCUUUAGGAAUCUUGCUUUAUGAGAUGCUCUAUGGGCGCACACCAUUUAGAGGAAAGAAUAGGCAGAAGACAUUUGCCAACAUCCUAAACAAGGACCUCACCUUCCCUAGCAGCAUUCCGGUGAGCCUUGCAGCUAGACAGUUGAUCCAUGCUUUGCUAAAUAGAGAUCCAGCCAGCCGUUUAGGAUCAAAUGGCGGUGCAAGUGAGAUCAAAGAUCAUCCUUUCUUCCGUGGAAUAAAUUGGCCACUAAUUCGCUGCAUGACUCCACCACCACUAGAAGCACCCCUUCAGAUAAUUGGAAAAGAAUCAGGCACCAAGGAUAUUGACUGGAAUGAUGAUGGGGUACUAGAUCAUCCGACGGACUUAUUCUAGAGGAUUGUUUUCUAUCAACCGUAAAAGACAUGUAUCUGGAACUAGUUAUGAGCAUUUACAAAGGAGGGACAUUCUUGAUUGAUGAAGGAAUUUCAUGUUGUAUAGAAGCAAGUUUUAGCCCUUUAAGGACCUUGUUCUUAUUAAGUUUCGACGUACUAAAGGAAGGCUAUUUACAUAGAAUUUGUAGAAUGGUGUGAGUAAUAGGGAAACCUUGUAGGUUUUGUUGGUAAACUUGUCUAAUCUUGUAUCAUAGGAUAAAGAUGUAAUUGAGUCAAAACCAAUAAGCUGCUAUCUUGUAAACUAAAUCAUAUAUAUUGUACUGUAAGCAGCUUCAACCAAUUAUUAUUAUGCAAAAUAAAUUGAUAAAAUCGAGCUAUGAUCAUUGUUUUCACGCA
Messenger RNA from Nicotiana attenuata, 3451 nucleotides. RefSeq names its product phototropin-2. Gene Ontology annotation, molecular function: protein serine/threonine kinase activity; ATP binding. The record is from RefSeq and is a predicted model, not a curated record. Gene Ontology annotation, cellular component: nucleus; plasma membrane; cytoplasm. Gene Ontology annotation, biological process: protein phosphorylation. Lineage: Eukaryota; Viridiplantae; Streptophyta; Magnoliopsida; Solanales; Solanaceae.